GUCUCGGGGAAUACUUCCCAUGCUCCCUGAAGAGAUUAUUCGUUCCCUUGGCCAGCAAUGGCCUUGCCGAGACCUCCAGAUUAGGCAGCUUGCGGGUUUGCUCAGUCCAGACAUUCCCAGUCCACCAGCCGUGGUAGUCCACGGCAUUUCAGGGACAUGCAAAUCGACCAUGGUCCGUGCCGUUCUCUCCCAUCUUGAAAUCCCGCAUGCGAUUGUCCGAAGUACGGAAUGUAUUACGGGGAGACAUCUCCUCACGAAGAUCUUGUGGGGUAUUUUGGAAGCUUUGGGUCUGAAGGAUGAAUGGGAGAGAUUCGGGAAGGGUAGAUGCGAACAUGUCAGUUUGCUUGCGGUGUUGCUGGCCGAAUGCCUAGCGUCACCAAAGGCAGCAGAAAGCCGAAGUGGGAAGGUUGUGCUGGUUCUGGAUGGGAUUGAUAAGCAGAGAGAGGCGCCGCAGACGCUUUUGUCGGCGUUAGCUAGGCUGGGAGAGGUGAUACCGUCUUUGUGUGUGGUUUUGAUCCUCAGUUCUACCCCACGACCGCUUUUCCUUCAGUCUGCGGCGGUUCCUCAUAUCAGUUUUCCUCCUUAUACUCGCAAGGAAGCCAUUGCGAUUAUUCUCGGCUCAGAGCCACCAUUUGUGGACGAUCUUGCACCAGAGACUGUGUCUAAGUUAUACCCGCAUUUCGUGUCGACUGUCUACGAUGCCUUGGUUGGUCCUACGGCGGGCACAAUCCCAGUCUUCAAGUCUACGUGUGAGAAGCUCUGGCCGCAGUUUGUUGCGCCAAUCGUGAACGGUGACACUCCGCCUGGCACAGAUAACACGGAAUGGGACUUUUCACGGCUGCUGGUCAGAAACCGUGCAAUGUUCGGCCGUCGGGGCGAGUCCACACUUGUACAUCACAUUGUUCCUCCGGAAGCGGAAAGCGUAUCAUCAGCAUCGUCGAAGCUGUUAUCUACGCCGUCUGAACCCGGCCCUCCUCUUCCUGCGCUUCCUUCCUUGCCCUAUUUUGCGACCUUGGUUUUGACGUCUGCGUAUCUGGCAGCCCAUAUUCCGGCCAGACUAGACACGAUAUUCUUCUCCAAGUUCUCCUCUUCUUCCCUAUCUGCCCGAAAUAAACGCGCCCACCAUCGCCGGCGCCUGAAGAAACUCUCCCAGGCCCCUGUUCAGGCAGAUGAUAAUGUCCUUGAUCUUAAUCAAGGCCCUUCAACGCCUAGCAAGAAAGGAAAGAGACAAAAGACGCGCAUCACCAAGUCCACACUCGAAUCCGCAUUUGCCACAUCAUCCGCUACUAUUUCCGCAAUCCCAGGAGGGGGAGCAGGUGCUGGUGGUAGUAGCGCUGCCGCUGGUGCAGGAAUCGCUGGCUCGUCAACCAUUCUCACAGCUCGUCCUUUCCCCCUGGAACGUCUAAUCGCGAUAUACCACGCUAUUGAUCCUAACCCACCCUCCAAUCCCAUUCGCGUCGCGCCGGCCGCUGACGUAGUCUACACGGAGCUAGCGACGCUGCGACGACUCCGUCUUGUUGUGCCUGCUUCUGGAGGAGCAACGGGCACCGGAACGAUGGCUGUGGAUGCUGGAGAGAAAUGGUGCGUUAAUGUCUCUGGGGGUUGGAUUGCAGAGAUGGCUAAGGGGAUUGGGGUGGAAGUUGGAGAAUGGUUGGCAGGCGGCCUUGAUUGAUUUGUUGUUCUCUAUAUACAUAAAACUUCCUUUGAUGAUUAUAUUAUGUAUUAGGCCAAAAGGAUGCCAAUACCUGAAUGUAAACCCAGUCUAUAACCGGCGUUGGUUAUCUGCGUAGGGACUGUAUUUUGCUUCCAACGCGGAGCUCGACUCCAAACAAAUCAUAGAUGGCUGCAAUAGUGGCCGCUGCUUUCAGAGUUCGCAGUGCCGUCCUUUGAAAUAUAUUUUAGCG
Monascus purpureus is the source of this 1904-nucleotide messenger RNA. Lineage: Eukaryota; Fungi; Ascomycota; Eurotiomycetes; Eurotiales; Aspergillaceae. The record is from the annotation of a GenBank genome assembly.